AUGACCACCGGCUCGACAGUCGUCGUCGUCAAGGGCCUCGUGGGCUCGGAACCCGAUACAACCGCGAGCCGGAAGGACGCGACGCGAGCGCUGAAAGACGAGCCGGACGAGAUGAAACCUGACGCGCUCGUCGUGUCGAACGAUCUCGCGGCGUCGGUGCUAACCGCGUGUUUCCCCACUGCAACGUUCACGGACGUGGUGGGCGACUACCACGACCGACUGUGCAAACGUGACGAGCACGGACCCGUGACGAGCAACGAGGUCGUGCCCGUGCCUAAAAGUCGGCGAGAGCGAGAGGCGAUUCGCAAGCGAGUGUACCAUCAGAAAGUCAAGGACGAGCGCAAUCGAUUGCGGCAGACGGUCGACGACUUGGCCCGGCAGCUGAGCGACCUGCAAGCUGGUAAACAAGCACGAGCAGCAGCGGCGACGGACUCGUUGAGUCACUUGCAGCGGCGGUUGGCUCACGACGAACGGGAGAAAUUGUGGCGAGCAGAAGAGCAGCAGAAGCGACUGCUGGCAGAAGCCGAGACGAAAGCAAAUUGCAUUGAAGCGCUGUGUAGACAGCUGACGUUGGAGCUGCCAAAGGGCAGUAGAACUGCUCUUACGACAACUGCACGAUCUCGUUCGCGGGCAUUGUCGUCUCGAGUGAGUCCUGAAUUCGACUACACGAUGUUUCGAGGUCAUUUGAGGCGCGUGCACGAGAGCUACGCGAUCGUUGAUGAGAUUUUUGACCGGGAAAAGUCCAUGACGGAAGGAAUUGUGAGUUCCGUCAAGCGGCGCGAGACGGAUGGCGAGGUUGAGUACUUUGAGCACCGCAGCAACUAUACGCAGCCGUUUUGUUACCCUCGCACGGAGCAGAUUAUGUGGAAACUUGCAAAGCUACUUCAUCGACAGGACGACAGAGAGGAAUUUGGAGAAGUCGCAGAGUCAGAUGACACACUUGUCGUGAGGUUUCGUCUGCUGCAUACGCUCACGUGUGGGUCGACAGUGUCUGUUUUACAGCGACAGGUCGGACGUCGGUUUGUCGAGAAGAACCGUACAAUUAUUGUCUGGAAAUCGCACACGGAAGGAGAAGAGAUUUUUCGAGGCAUGCACGCGGAUGAGACAGGGUGGGUGAGUCUUACGCCAGGCGCUGACGAAGGUACCACCGAUGUAAAGAUGUGUGUUCGUCAAGUCCCGAUGAAGCUUAUUCUGUCAAGCUCAGGAGGUGAUGCACGAGUUGAGGAGUUCCAUGAUCUUCUCCAGAGCUCCGUGAGCGAAGAUAUAUCGGAAGUAACUAGUGACCUAGAUAAAUUGUUGCUUGAAGAUACGCUGGCAGGUAUUGAUAUUUAG
Molecule: messenger RNA, 1332 nt
Organism: Peronospora matthiolae
Lineage: Eukaryota; Oomycota; Peronosporomycetes; Peronosporales; Peronosporaceae
Source: the annotation of a GenBank genome assembly